Molecule: messenger RNA, 3936 nt
Organism: Oreochromis aureus
Lineage: Eukaryota; Metazoa; Chordata; Actinopteri; Cichliformes; Cichlidae
Gene: matn4
Product: matrilin 4
Exons: 17
Coding region: 208-2316 (702 amino acids)
Molecular function (GO): calcium ion binding
Source: RefSeq, a predicted model, not a curated record
CCUUUCCCGACCGGGACACCCUGCGUGCGUGUGUUUCGGGACUUUUGUCGCGGAGGUCUGAGCACCCGGCUGGUUCUCCGUCUUACCUGUCCCAUCCACCCGUCCUCGCUGCAUCGUGUCCGGACGGCAGCGUCCCCAGUUUGAUCCUGUUCCAACUUAUCUGAGCCCAGCUGCGAGCGACCCGUCUGCUCGAUCGAUAUCAUUUGGAUGAAGAUGAGACAACUGAGCGCAUUCAUCCUGUUGACCCUGGCUGUCCUCACAACAGCCAGACCAAAAACAGAACCUGCGCAGAAAUGUAAGACCGGUCCGGUGGAUCUAGUCUUCCUCAUCGACAGCUCCCGCAGCGUUAGGCCACAUGAGUUUGAGACCAUGAGGAAGUUUAUGAUUGACAUCAUUAACACCCUGGAUAUUGGACUAAAUGCCACCAGAGUGGGAGUUGUUCAAUAUUCCAGUCAGGUCCGCACUGAGUUCACUCUGAAGACUCACGGCAGGCUGAGCAACAUAGUGAAAGCCAUCAAUCAGAUCAUCCCCCUCGCUCAGGGUACCAUGACCGGACUCGCCAUCAGAUACAUGAUGAAUGAAGCUUUUACUGCUGAGGCUGGAGACAGGCCAAAGGUUCCAAAUGUGGCCGUGAUCGUGACAGACGGACGUCCUCAGGACCGCGUGGCUGAGGUGGCAGCUGAGGCAAGAGAAAAAGGCAUUGAGAUCUAUGCUGUGGGCGUGGCCAGGGCAGAUAUGACAUCACUGAGGGCCAUGGCAUCACCGCCCUUUGAGGACCACGUCUUCCUGGUUGAGUCCUUUGAUCUCAUUCACCAGUUUGGCAUCCAGUUCCAGGAUAAGCUCUGCGGCGUGGAUCUGUGUCUGGAGUCAGACCACGGCUGUGAGCACAUCUGUGAGAGCACUCCUGGAUCCUACCACUGCCUCUGUCUGCCCGGAUACACUGUGAACGAUGGCGGGAAGACAUGCAGAGCCAUAGAUCUGUGUGCUGAGAGAAAACAUAACUGUGAACAAAUCUGCGUCAGCUCUCCGGGCUCCUUCACCUGUGACUGCAACAAAGGAUACAAACUGAACAACGACAAGAGGACCUGCUCAAUGAUCGACUACUGUUUGUUUGGGAACCACAGUUGCGAUCACGAGUGUGUGAGCGUGCUCAAUGGCUAUCGCUGUCACUGUAACGAGGGAUACAGGCUGCUGGAGGACGGCAAGACCUGCCAGGCCAUUGACCUGUGCGCUGAGGGGAAGCACGACUGUGCACAGAUCUGCAUCAGCGCGCCGGGCGUCUACACCUGCGACUGCAACAAAGGAUACACGCUCAAUGAGGACGAGAAGACCUGCACACCCAUUGACCUGUGUGCUGAGGGAAAGCACGACUGUGAGCAGAUCUGUGUCAGCGCUCCGGGCGUCUUCAGCUGUGACUGUAACAAAGGAUUCAAACUCAACAAGGACAAGAAGACCUGCACAAACAUGAACAUGUGUAACACAGUGGAGCACGGCUGUGAGUACCAGUGUGUGAGCACGCCAGGCUCUUAUCACUGCAUCUGCCCCGAGGGACAGCUACUACAGGACGACGGCAAGAGCUGCGGCACCUGCAAGUCUGCAAACAUCGACCUGGUGCUUCUGAUCGAUGGCUCCAAGAGUGUCCGCCCUCAAAACUUCGAGCUUGUCAAAAAGUUUGUUAACCAGGUCGUCGACUCUCUGGACGUGUCUGUUCACGGUACCAGAGUCGGUCUGGUUCAGUACUCGAGCCGGGUCAGGACAGAGUUUCCCCUCAACAUGUACCACACAGCUGAUGAGAUCAAAGCUGCAGUCAUGAAGGUUGAAUACAUGGAGAAGGGCACGAUGACCGGCCUGGCCCUGAAGCACAUGCUGGAAAACAGCUUCUCUGAGGCAGAAGGCGCUCGUCCUCUGAGCCGCAACAUUCCACGAAUCGGGUUGGUUUUCACAGAUGGACGCUCCCAGGAUGACAUCACCGAGUACGCCAAGAAGGCCAAAGAAGUCGGCAUCACCAUGUACGCGGUGGGUGUUGGGAAAGCGGUGGAAGAUGAGCUCCGUGAGAUCGCGUCUGAGCCUGUGGAGAAACAUUUCUAUUACACCACUGACUUCACCGCCAUCAGCACCAUUGCUGAGAACCUCAAACUCAAUGUCUGCCCAGAGGAGAGUCAGGGUGAGAUUGAGGUGAAGGACCCCUGUGCGUGUGAAAGUCUGGUGGAGUUCCAGCAGGCCACUAUGAACAGCCUGGAGCAGCUCACACAGAAACUGGCCGGGAUGACCGCCCGUCUGGAACAGCUGGAGAACCAGCUUUUCUCCAGGAAGUGAUCUGUCGACUUCUGAGUGAGCACAAUGGGACAAAGAGGAAGAAGAACAAACUAAAGCUUGAUUUAUAGAACUGCGGUAAAUCUACCCCAUAGCUACAGCGUAGCCUCGCGUCCUAGCACAAAGCCUGAGAACAGGCUAACAGUGUUAGGUCUGUUUGAUAGUAAAAUGCUGUGUAAUGGCAGUAUUUUGAUUCAGAAGAAUAAAGUAUCCUUGGAACAAAAUUUAAUAGGUUGUAAUAAUAUUGAACUUGCUUAAAAUGCAAUAGCUAGUAUUCAGCCAAAGUAAGCACGCUGGUUUUUAGAUUUGCUGUGACAAAUUCAGGUUCAGACUCUAAUCAGUUCUGAAAUCUCCCGUCCUGCAUUUCUGUGGACUGUUGUUCAAUAUUUAUAAGCUUCAAGUCCAACAAAAGAUCUCUGGGGAGAUUGAACGCAGGACAAUAAAUCAAGCUUCGAGAAGAGUUCGGCACAUCCCAGCAAUCCUCCAACUCAGACAGCCCGGCACAGACAAAACAAAAAGUGUCUCCAUUUUACCAAGUAAAUGUGCUCUUAUAAGACAAACAGUCAUAAAACACAUGGAUUUGAUGAUUCAGGUUCCCCAGGACGUCUGUUACCUCUGCCAUUUUCUUUUUGGGGAUAUUUUUGUUUACUAUAGUUUGUAUUAAAAAUGGACGUCUGAAAAGUGAAGCUAAUAGAGAAUUGCCUUAAAUCUACACCUCACUUGAUCUAUGACCUCAGUUAACCUUUACAUGAUGAGUUUAUGGUCAAAAAACAGGAUAAAACAUGACUCGAUUUAGGGCCCGCCUACUUUGUGAUUGCCUAGUCACUCCUCUGUGAGCGUACAGCGUCCACCCGUCGCUCAGUCCAGCGAUGGAGAACACGCUGCACAACAUCUGCACACAGGUGGUUCCAGGCAUGUUGUGAACUAGUUGUAAUCAGUGUACUGUAUGUAGUAAAUAUAAGCACAAAACAUGAUUCAGUGAAAAUCGAUUAGUUUCUCACACACAGUGUUCAUUCAUCGCCAAUCAUCAUUCGCCUGUUCUUAUAGCUUUAUUUAUGCUUUGAUCUCUUAUGUACGUUUUGUUAAAUAUGACGUGUUUAUUACAGUUUGUUUUAUUUUAAUCAGCUGCAGAAUGACAAAAAAGUAAUGAAGUGCUAUUACCACUCUGAAUAUUAAAACCCUUUGGGUCAUUUUCAGUAAAGUCAUUACGUGCUUGCAUGUAGACGGUAGCUUUUUAUCUUAGGCCUAAAUGCUUUUGCGGUGGUUAAAAGUGGUGAAGAGAAAACUGGGUUGUAGUUUUUAAAAAAGGGAAUUUAAGAUGUUUGAAGUAUCACUAUUCAGCGAGGCUGUGGUCUGUGGUCGAUUAGAGCAAAUGUGAGCGCAGUGCAGGAAUAUGUGAUUCCAUUUAAAUAACAGUCAUAAAAUCACUCUGUAAAUGAACCACCUGAAGAUUGUGUUGAAUGUCUGUGUCCUAUAGUAUAUAAAAUACUGCCACAAAUUUAUACCCCUUUGUAUUUGAAUCCUUGUAUUUUUUGUAUAUUUUAUAACAGGUUUACAUUUUUUGUAUUUUUCUAAAGAAUCUCUGUAUUACAGCACAGACGACAAUAAAGGAGUGAACUUUCA